Molecule: messenger RNA, 773 nt
Organism: Diospyros lotus (date-plum)
Lineage: Eukaryota; Viridiplantae; Streptophyta; Magnoliopsida; Ericales; Ebenaceae
Product: pathogenesis-related leaf protein 4-like
Exons: 1
Coding region: 61-561 (166 amino acids)
Cellular component (GO): extracellular region
Source: RefSeq, a predicted model, not a curated record
UUCUUUCUCCAAUCCUACCUUCCACAGAGAAAAAAAAAAGAAGAAGAAGAAACAACUACAAUGAAGUUGUCGAUGAGCUCUCUGUCGACUUUGGCACUUAUUCUUUUCACGGUGCUGGCAACAAUCCAUUCCUCCCAAGCGCAAAACGCGCCGCAAGACUACGUGAACGCCCACAACGCCGCCCGUGCCCAGGUGGGCGUCGGGCCGAUCGCCUGGGACGAAACCGUCGCGGCCUUCGCCCGGAACUACGCCAACCAGAGGAUCGGCGACUGCAAUCUCGUGCAUUCGGGCGGCGGCGGGAAGUACGGGGAGAACCUGGCGAAAGGCAGUGGCGACUUCACGGGGAAGGCAGCGGUGGACCUGUGGGUGGCGGAGAAGGCGUUCUACAACUACAACUCGAACUCGUGCGCGGCGGGGAAGCAGUGCGGGCACUACACGCAGGUGGUGUGGAGGAACUCAGUGAAGGUGGGGUGCGCUAGGGUUAGGUGCAACAAUGGCUGGUGGUUCAUCACCUGCAACUAUGCCCCUCCGGGCAACUACGUCGGCCAGAAGCCUUACUGAAUGGAUCUAACAAUCAACCAUCUAUAUAUAUAUGAUCAUGCAUGCAUGCAUGCAUGGUUAACUAGCUAAAUGAAUAAAACUGGUAAUGGUGAAAAGGAAGCUAUCUAGAUAAAUAAAUAAAUAAAUAAAUAAUUUUAUUUUACUGGAGGUGUAUCUAUGUGUGUUUGUGUUUGUGCAAGUCAAUGAAUGAAUUUGGUACAACUUUUGUUUUC